AUGCCCUCCAAACGGACUGUCCAGCCAGAAAAAUCCGGCAUCCUCUCUGGUGUAUUCAGUCUUCUCAGCAGGGAGUUUGAUUCUUUUGUGGCCAGUGCCACCGGCUCCUCAUCAUAUGGUCCAUCCAGCUCUCGACAGUUGUUGGAAGAUGAAAGCGAAGAAUUUGAUGACGAUUCGCAGGAUGAGGGUGAGGAUAUUCUGCAUGAAGGAUGGGACGAGCCUUCGCCGCCUCGCAAACGCCCUCGGAACUCGCGACAUGAACGCCGCGCAUCGACUCCCCCCAAGGCUCGUCAACACGCGCCAUCCCGUAAACGUCCUGCACAACCACCCCCAGAAGAUGCAGUACAGUCGGACGAAGACGUUGACAAUUCCGAGGAAUCCCAUCGCUCUCGGUCUCCUCCUCCCCCUCCCCCACGAACUCUCAAGCGUCGCCCUUCGAUGACCAUGCCAGGGUCUCUUUUCAUUCGCUCGCCCUCUCUAGAACCACAAGCACAAACUCGCAAACGCGACCGACGCCAGCGCGUCCGGUUCUCUUCUAAGAAUCCAGGAUCACCAUCCAACAGACAAACAUCUCCCUCGCCCCAACGAGAAGACCCGCCCGUAGAUAGCCCUCGCAGACGCAACCUGCUAUCUCCCUCCGUCAGGUCUGCUGUGGAUCGAUUCCACGACGACGAUGCCGAUCCGUCGCUUCUCCUACCGAGCCCGACAAAAUCACCACACGCGUCGGGGAAAAUCCAGUACACCGACACCGCGCGCCCGCCUUCGAAUUCUGAGGGCUCGCCUACGCUUAGCAGGAAGGAUAAAGGUAAAGCGCGCGCCUUGGAUCCAAGUUCCAACGAAGAGUCGGAGACAUCCGGCUACCUGCGCAUGGAAGGAAAGGAGAGGGAGCUUAUUGCUGCCCGAGAGGAGUUGGAUAGGAAUCAGCGUCGUGAAGAAGCUAAUAAUGAAGGCGGUUCUGCUCGGGCGGAAUCAGAUCGUGAUGCGGACAAGGCGAGAAUAAGAGAGCUCGAGAUGGAAAUUGAGAGGCUGAAGGCAGAGCUAAUGAGGAGACCGAGUUCAGGCUUAGGCGGGGUACCACCACCGCCACCGCCGCCGCCUCCUCCCCCUCUCAACUUUCCCAAGAAAAACCUUAUUUCAAUAUCAUCCGACGCAGACCCACAUAACCUUUUCGCUUCAGCGCGCGCAUCUCUCAAACACGCACCUACCCCAGUCGAAAACCCCAUCGUGCCCCUUCGCAAGGUAGGCGUAUCGUCAAUGGGCAUUGCCCCGGAAAAGAUGGCUGCGUUCCUCAACGAGAUGAAGACGGUGCGUUUGAGAAAAACGUCGGAACGGGCGGCGUUGGCGGGCACGAGCGGUUCUGGGGCUAAUGCGAGCUUUUCGGGUACCUCUUCGACGGCUGCGAAUAGCAGCUUCGCUCUCCCGCCCAGAAGACAGUCGAUGUCUUCGUUGCAACGGCCGCAACUUGAUAAUUCCAUUUCAAGUAGUAGACCCCGCCCAGUAGCACCGUCGACAUCAACGUCAUCUAGUACUGUGAUUGGCGAGAAACGCAAACGAGUUGACGAUACUAGUGGUCCUUCGAAACGACACACUGGUGUUUCGUCAGCCGAGUCCAGCUUUGCAUCAGCUUCGACGUCGUCUCGUUCUUUACCACCAGGCUCCUCGAUACCCACCACCUCCCUCUCCCGCCCCAUCCAUCCAGGAAAACAGGCCAAUAUACCCAACAGCAAUACCACAACCUCCACAUCUCGUACACUUCCCAACAACAACAACAAAUUCAUGCAACCUAGAGGCGGCAACCCGACACCAUCCAUCACCUCCGCGCCGACACCGUCGCUCUGUUCGGACAACGAAGCCGAAAGGGAAGAUACGAGCCCGUACGACCGGCCUCCGUCUACGCCGCCGAUUGACGAUGGAGUGUCGGUGGGAGGAGCUGGGGCUGGGGGGCCGUCGCGGGCGUUCUUUAGGUUCCGCGGGAAUGGGAUACCUGUUGAUGCGGGUGAGGUUAGUAGAUCGCGUGGUAGGAUUAAGGACGCGCGUAUGGAUGUUUCGGUUUCGAAUUUCCGGGGACAUGAGGGCGACGAUGAAGAUGAGGAGGGUGGUGAAGAAGAGGAUGAGGAAGUAGAUGAGGAAGAGGAAGAGGAUGUGGAGAUGGGCGAGGAUAUUUUGCCUGCUUCUUUGCAACGCCCCACAGCACCGUCGCGGCCUCUGGCUUCAGCACCGAUUCGAACGCCGACUCCGCAAGAAUUGCGAGGUGAACCUGUACAGCGAGGUGCUGGUGCACAAAAGCAGCAGCAGCAACAACAACAACAGCAGCAGCAGCAGCAAGCGAAACCGAAAUCCAAGCCAAAUGUAUUUGCCAAACGUCCACCGUCAACGCCAUUUCCAAAUAAAUCCCCUCGAAGACCACGUCCGCCCAACUCUAAUUCAUCUCGUCCGCAACGACAUGUUGUGCCCAUGGCUUCUACGCGGAAGGAUGAUGAAGACAAUAGGGAGAUCUCUGGUGGGGGUAAUCGGAAUCAGAGGGGGAGAGAGGAGGCGGAGGAGGAGGACCCGCUUUCGUUGUUGUUCUCGUCGCCUGGGAGCAUGCGCCCUCCUCCUGUGCCGCCGGCGCGCGGAGCUCAGGUGUCGUCGUCGGACCGUGAGUCUGUGGAUGUGGCGAGGAAGGCUGCUGGAAAGGCUGCUGCUAAGGAGGCGAAUGCGCGGACUGAAUCACGUCAGCGCGCGAAGCCUCUUCAAUCUAAACCUGAACCUGAAGCAGAGUAUGAGCACGGGUACGAAGAGGAACGACGGGAGAACAUGUUCGAGCGCGAGUUUGGGCGCGAAAGCGAAAGUGACCGCGAGCGCGAAAUGGAGGAUGAACAUGAACAUGAUUAUGAGCCGCCGUCGUCGCCAUCUGUGCGGCGAAAGCGCACGCGCUCGCAAUCUCGUUCGUCGGUUAACACGUCUGCGUCGCUGUCUAGAAUGGCGCAGGCGCGGAUGCAGCCGCCUACGCCGCCGCCUCAACCUCAACCACGCACCCAGCGUCACGAGCAUGCGCAACAGCAAUCGGAGCUCCAGCGCUCGACGUCCCAAUCCCAAUCCCAAUCCCAAUCGCACUCGAGACGCCCGUCGUCCCGCACGAGCAGACGUCUAACGCUCGAUGAAGAGCUGCGUAAUGCCGUUUCUGCCUUUUCGCGCGAUAUGAACGAGGAAGCGAUGGAGGUCGCUGCGGCUGCCGAGCGUGAUCGUGUUGAUGCAGAUGCAGGCAGUAGUGGCGGUCAUGGGCAUGGGCAUGACGAGCGGGAUGAGGCGUUUGAGAGCGGGGCGUAUACGGGAGUUGGUAUGCGCAGCAAGAAGAGGGGGUUUUUGGCGCAUGGAGGGGCGGGUGGGACGCCGGUGUUUAUGGGUGUUGGGUAUGUCGAGGGUGCUGAGGAGGAUGAGGAGGAUGAGGAGGAGAGGGAGAGAGAAAGAGAAGAACGAGAGAGGGAAAGGAAGGUACAGGAGAGGGAGAAGCGUGAACGGGAGAGGGAGAGGGAAAGAGAGAGAGAAAGGGAACGGCAAGAGAGGGAACGGCAAGAGCAGGAAAGAGCAAGGCAGGAGCAAGAGCAGCAAAGAGAACGAGAAAGACAAGAGAGGGAGAGACAUGAACAGGAAAAGGCCAGGCGCGAUGUUCGUCGCGAGUCCCAUUCGCGUGCGCGCACCCGUCCUCAGGAUCGCAAACGUGCAUCGAGCCGCGCAGAUCCAUUUGACUUUGGAGGCGUCGAAGACGAGCCUGAACACGAACCUCAACCUCAACCUGAGCAUGUCUAUGAACCUGAACCCGAACCUGAACCUGAAAAUCCAGAUGAAGAUCCUGGUCCAGGGAACGGGGACGACGACGAGUACAUCCCCUCCCCCGUUCGCGCGCCAGCCAAGGUGAAGCCUAAAACGACAAAGGCUAAUUUCAAGUCGAGAAUCCCGCGAAGGCGGUAG
Psilocybe cubensis is the source of this 3951-nucleotide messenger RNA. RefSeq lists its product as uncharacterized. The transcript is spliced from 5 exons. The record is from RefSeq and is a predicted model, not a curated record. NCBI's taxonomy places the organism in Eukaryota, Fungi, Basidiomycota, Agaricomycetes, Agaricales, Agrocybaceae. The coding region runs from base 1 to 3951 and encodes 1316 amino acids.